Sphaeramia orbicularis (orbiculate cardinalfish) is the source of this 3466-nucleotide messenger RNA. Its product is annotated as zinc finger protein 345-like. The record is from RefSeq and is a predicted model, not a curated record. The transcript is spliced from 4 exons. Lineage: Eukaryota; Metazoa; Chordata; Actinopteri; Kurtiformes; Apogonidae. Bases 665 to 2899 code for a protein of 744 amino acids.
CAGCGCCAGCAGUGAUGUUCGGUCCGUUAGCAGUUAGCUUAGCUGCUAAACAUGGAGCAUGAAGCCGGAGUUAACGGGAUUUUCCACAGGUUUAACGGUGCCUAAGGUGGAUCAGUGUUCCGGUACCAACAGACGGAGUUCAUCCCGCCUUGUGACACUGAAAUGGAGCUUUUUUUUUUUUUUUCAAAUCAGUACCGAGCGGCUAAGCUAACUAGCUACUGUUUGCAUUAGCCUGUUAGCAGCUAAAUGUCAGGUUUUCUCUUGUGUUUUUCCUUUUGAGUCUGUCCAUUAAAUGUAACAGAAGAAUUUAAAGCAGUGCGGGAAACGUCUGAAUAAAACUAGUACCCUACAAACACUUGACAGUAAAUUAACAGCCCGUAUUUAGGUUGGAUUGGACGUGGCUAGCCUGUUAGCAGAAGCUAAGUGGUUUGUAGUGGUUCAGAUUCAGAGUCUGAUGGAUGUGAAGUUCAACAUCAUCACAGUCUGUGAUGUUUGAGGCCCAGAAGAACACGAAGAUACACAGUGAACUUCAGCAUCUGAUGAAGAGCAACAGACAAGAGCAAAAACAGGAGAUGAAAUUUUUAUCAGCUGAUUCUAUAAAACUGUGAUUGGUACAAAGUGAACUUCCCGACACUGUGUUGCCUUCAGGUGCCUCUGAGACAAAAUGGACUCUUUACAAGAGGAACAAAGCAAAGUUCUCCAGAGACUGGAGAAAGAUGAGAGAGUUCUCUCGACAGCAGCAAACAAAGAUAAAACACACACCUGUGACCAGUGUGGGAAGGCUUUCAAAAGACUGGAUUGUCUUAGAAUACACAAACGCAUCCAUACUGGAGAAAAACCAUACAAGUGUGUCUUGUGUGGGAAAGCCUUUAACAGAGCUGAUAGCCUCCGAGUACACCAACGUAUUCACACUGGAGAGAAACCUUACAGCUGUUUUGUGUGCGGGAAGGCUUUCACUGCAGCAAGCCACCUGAGGACUCAUCAACGCAUCCACACUGGAGAAAGACCAUAUCCCUGUGUUGUAUGUGGGAAGGCUUUCACCAAAGCGAGUCUCCUCCGAACACACCAACGCAUCCACACUGGUGAGAAACCAUACAGCUGUGACCAGUGUGGGAAAGCGUUCCGACAAGCAGAGAAUUUAAGAAUACACAAGGGUAUUCAUACUGCAGAUAAACCAUACAGUUGUGACCAAUGUGGGAAGGCUUUUAGAUCUGCAUCAGGUUUGCGGUAUCACCACCUUAGGCAUACUGAUUAUACCGGAGAGAAACCAUACAGUUGUGACGAGUGUGGGAAGGCGUUCAACAAUGCGGUGUACCUCAAAACACACCAACGCAUCCACACCGGGGAGAAAUCGUACAGCUGUGAUCUAUGUGGGAAGACCUACACAACAUCAGCUAGUCUAUGUCAUCACCAUCUUAGUCACACUGAGGAAAUGGAUCAAGGCAAAGUUGGCCAGAAUCCAUCAAACUUCGAGAAAAUGCAUGCCUGUGACCAAUGUGGGAAGGUUUUCACCAGAGCACAUAGUCUCAGAACACAUCUACACAUACACACUGGAGAGAAACCAUACAGCUGUGUCCAGUGUGGGAAGUUGUUUCCCACAGCAAAACAGGUACGAGCUCAUCAGCGUGUCCACACUGGAGAAAAACCAUACAAUUGUGACCAAUGCGGGAAGGCUUUCACUCAGGUCGGGAACCUCAAAACACACCAACGAAUCCACACUGGAGAGAAACCCUUCACCUGUAAUCAGUGUGGGAAGUGUUUUACACAAGCAGAAACUCUCAAAACUCACCAACGCAUCCACACAGGAGAGAAGCCAUACAGCUGUGAUCAGUGUUUGAGCCGAUUCACUAAAGCAGAUAGUCUCAGAAGACACCAGCGUAUUCACACUGGAGAGAGGCCGUAUUCCUGUGACCUGUGUGGGAAGACAUUCACUAAGGUGAGUGACUUUAGAAGACAUGAGCGCAUCCACACCGGAGACAAACCAUAUUCAUGUGACCAGUGUGAAAGCAGGUUUACCAAGGUUGACAAUCUUAGAAGACACCAGCUUAUCCACAGUGGAGGAAAGAUGUACAGCUGUGACCACUGUGGGAAAGAUUUCACAAAAGUUGACAAUCUCAGAAGACAUCAACGCAUCCACAAUGGAGAGAAGUCGUACUUCUGUUACCAGUGUAAUAAGGCCUUCUCCAAAUUGGAGAACUUUAGAAAACAUGAGUAUUUUCACAUGGAGAAGAAACCUUAUAUAUGUGGCAAGUGCGGGAAGGCUUUUACUGAUGAGGGGAGUCUUAAAUCACAUAAAGACACCCACAUGGAAGAAAACCUGUAUUUCUGUGAUCAGUGUGGGGAGGCUUUCAUUGAUGAACAGAAUCUAAGAGCACACCAAGAUUUCCACAGAGAACAGAAAUCAUGUGUUGUUGGUCAGUAUGGAAAGGCUUUCACUGAUUCAGGGAGUCAAACUCACAAAUUCAUUUACACAGAAGAGAAACCAUAUAUUUGUGAGUGGUGUGGGGAAGCUUUCAUAGAUGCUGGGAGUCUAAAAAUGCACAAAGACUUCCAUGUAGAGGAAAAACCCCAUAUCUGUGACCAAUGCAGUGAAGCAUUCAUAGACGAAAAAAAUCUAAGAAAACACCAAAGAAUCCACAUGGAAGAAUCUUCUAUUUAUGCUACAAGUGGAGAGGAUUUCACCGACGCAGGAAAUGAAACCCACCCACACAUGGUUAUUGAUGAAAAACCACAUAUCUGUGAACAGUGUGGGGAGGCUUUCAGUGACAUUGGCAGUCUAAGAACACAUCAAGACAACCACAAGCAGGAGAAACCAAAUCUGCCUGACCCAAAUGGGAAGAGUUUCACUAUUGCAAGGAAUCAAGUUGUAAUUAACUCCUGCAUUUCUAUUAAAUUGUAAAGAUGAAAGGUAUUCUAUCAUGUAACAUACUAGAGUAAUAUGUAGAUAAUAUAUUGUAUUUUGUAGCAUACUAAAACAUUUUUCUCAUUUAAUGUAAAUUUUGUAACUUACCAUGGAUUGUAGCAGUUUAACAGCUGAUUUAGGGGAGAAACAAUUACCAAAAGUUCAACAAUUUUAUCCACUACCCUUGCAUCAUAAUCUGUGCAUGCAAUUCUUUCAACUAUUAUCUAUAAUGGUAAAAGACAUUUUAGUAAGAGGCACUUAAUAUGUAGCAAAUAUACUGACUAUAAUUAUGUCAUUUCUUGCAAGUUUGCUACAAUGUAAAACUGUCAAUAUUUCAAAAACGUUCCAAUUCCAGAACCAUGUAUAUUUUAUUUCACCUACAGUCCAACUUACCAUUAUUGACACCCGUUUAUUUUUUUCACAGCCUGUACAAUAUCUUCAGAAAUAAACAUAAAUAUAUCAAAUCGCUACCAUCAGGAUUUUUAAUCAGAGGUUCAAAGUAAUUUAUUGAAGCAUGUUGAUACUCAGCUUACAUGUUGUAAUUUCAAAGAAGAAACAUGAAAA